Messenger RNA from Hibiscus syriacus, 877 nucleotides. Its product is annotated as gamma carbonic anhydrase-like 1, mitochondrial. The transcript is spliced from 2 exons. The record is from RefSeq and is a predicted model, not a curated record. The coding region runs from base 82 to 831 and encodes 249 amino acids. NCBI's taxonomy places the organism in Eukaryota, Viridiplantae, Streptophyta, Magnoliopsida, Malvales, Malvaceae.
CUCUACCGGAUUACCUCUUUCUCAUUUCUCUCGUGUUAGGAGCUCUAAAUCCCUUCUUCCCUCACUCAUUUGCCACCUGUAAUGGCGACAUCCAUAGCAGCUCGCAUCUCCAGGAAGGCCGUGGCCUCCGCUUUCUCCGCUCACCGUCACGUCAUCUCGUCCCGUUGUUUCGCCACGGAGGCCGCGAAAGCGAUCUCGCCGUCGUCGGAUCAAGUGAAGUGGGAUUACAGGGGCCAAAGGAAGAUAAUCCCUCUCGGACAGUGGGUCCCGAAGGUCGCCGUCGACGCUUACGUGGCUCCUAACGUCGUAUUGGCGGGUCAGGUAACCGUCUACGACGGAGCGUCGGUGUGGAACGGCUGCGUGCUACGCGGCGAUCUCAACAAGAUUUCCGUUGGAUUCUGCUCUAAUGUCCAGGAACGCUGCGUCAUUCACGCCGCUUGGUCCUCACCUACCGGACUUCCAGCUGAGACAACAAUUGAGAGGUUUGUGACGAUUGGUGCAUACAGUCUCUUGAGGUCAUGUACGAUCGAGCCGGAGUGCAUUAUCGGACAGCAUUCUAUUCUCAUGGAAGGUUCCUUGGUGGAGACUCACUCUAUCCUUGAAGCCGGUUCCGUAGUUCCCCCAGGCAGGAGAAUCCCAACCUGCGAGCUUUGGGCAGGUAAUCCAGCCAGGUUUGUUCGGGCACUGACCCAUGAAGAAACCUUAGAAAUCCCAAAACUCGCUGUAGCAAUUAAUGAUCUGAGCAAAGAACAUUUCUCAGAGUUCCUUCCAUGCUCAACAGUAUAUCUGGAAGUUGAGAAGUUGAAGAAGUCCCUGGGAAUAACUAUUUGAUUUCAUGUUUCCAUAUAUGAGUAUUCGAUCAUGUCGGCUUUAGUAU